Hibiscus syriacus is the source of this 1095-nucleotide messenger RNA. Its product is annotated as probable CCR4-associated factor 1 homolog 11. Lineage: Eukaryota; Viridiplantae; Streptophyta; Magnoliopsida; Malvales; Malvaceae. Bases 144 to 992 code for a protein of 282 amino acids. The transcript has a single exon. Gene Ontology annotation, cellular component: P-body; CCR4-NOT complex; CCR4-NOT core complex. Gene Ontology annotation, molecular function: nucleic acid binding; poly(A)-specific ribonuclease activity. The record is from RefSeq and is a predicted model, not a curated record.
UACCGUCUACAAAUACUUUUCCCCUCUCGCUUCAUCUUCUUUCGAUCUUUCCCCCGAAUUGAAACCCUAAUAAAAAAAACAAUUAAUCAAAAUAUAUGUCCAAUAAAAUAAAAGAGGGUUUUCGUUGAAAAAGAUCGAAGAAAAUGUCAGACAAACCACCACUAAGAAAGUCGGUUGUGAUCCGAUCCGUUUGGUGUCACACUUUGGAGUCCGAAUUCGAGAUAAUCAGAUCCGUCGUCGACAAAUUUCUGAUCAUCUCAAUGGACACGGAGUUCCCCGGCGUUGUUUUCAGGCCAAGUUCCCCUGGAAGCGGCGGCGCCCAGUACCUACGGCCGGCUGACCUCAUGGAUCAUUAUAAAAGCCUCAAAGCGAACGUCGAUUUGCUGAAGAUGAUCCAACUCGGCUUAACACUCUCGGACGGUAACGGAAAUUUACCAGAUCUGGGCACGGAAAACCAAUUUAUCUGGGAAUUCAAUUUCAGAGACUUCGAUAUCGCGAACGAUGCCCAGGCUCACGAUUCCGUCGAACUUCUCCGUCGCCAAGGCAUAGAUUUUGAGAAAAACCGGGAAAUGGGGAUCGACUCGGUCCGGUUCGCGGAAAUGAUGAUGUCAUCGGGACUCGUUUUGAACGAGGACGUUACGUGGGUGACUUUCCACUGCGCGUACGAUUUCGGAUACCUCGUGAAGUGCUUGACGGGCGAGUCGUUACCGUUCAAACUCACCGAUUUCUUGAGCCUCGUGCGCUUGCUCUUCGGAGACAGACUCUACGACGUCAAGCACUUGAUAAGGUUCUGCGCUGGCUUGUACGGGGGGCUCGACCGAGCAUCUAACUCUCUGUCUGUGAACCGGGCUAUUGGGAAGAGCCAUCAGGCCGGUUCCGAUAGCUUGCUGACAUUGGACGCGUGGUUGGAGGUCAAAAGAAGGUAUUUUAGGGAGGGGGAUGUUGAGAAUUAUGCUAAUGUUCUUUAUGGUUUGGAAGUUGAAUCUUCAUGAAAUAUUAAUGCAUUCUCUGCUGAUAAGUCCUCAUGGCAUUUGUUUUUAGUUAAAUCUUUGUACACAAUUUCUGGGUUAUUUGAUCAAUCAUUAAUAUUAGUAA